Molecule: messenger RNA, 1830 nt
Organism: Thecamonas trahens ATCC 50062
Lineage: Eukaryota; Apusomonadida; Apusomonadidae
Exons: 2
Coding region: 1-1752 (583 amino acids)
Source: RefSeq, a predicted model, not a curated record
AUGGCCACAACGCUGUCGAGCUCGAUCUCGGCAAAGACCGUCCUCGUCCCACUCUUCACUCUCGCAUGGGCCAUCUUUCUUCCCUCCAUGGCACUCACCUUUCUGCCGGAUGCCACACUGUCGUGGUCGUCGGCAUUCAUCGCUGUACUCUCGCUCGCUGGCUCGUCAGCUGUCAACAGCGCCGCCAUCUCAGACGUGCCCGGUCGCGUCGUCGUCGUGGCCACCUCUCUCAUCUUUGCCGCCCUCAUUGUUGUCGCCUUUUGGUGGGCCACCGCGCGUCUCGCCCACAACCUCUCUCGAAACCUCUCUGACAUCGCCUUUGUCCCCGAGGACGUGCUCGAGCAGGAUCCCACUCGCCAGCUUCCUCUGGCUCGCUUUCUUUCCAUGGCGGCUGCCAUGCUUCUUGUUGUCCCGGGCGCGGUCACCUCGCUCACUGCUGGUGUCAACAUUGCCGCCCAGCUCGCCUCGACCGCUUGGUUUGGCCACAUUGACACGACGCCGCCUUCGACCCAGAUUGUGCUGGCCAUCACCCUCCUUGGCCUCACCGUCAGCCUUGCACUUGUUGUCCUGGCUAUCACCGACAUCCGCCUCCGCGCUGCCCGAUCUGCGCUCCUCCACGCUUACGACAGCGGGCGCUACCUCAUCACCCGCCUCGGUGCCGUCGAUGAACGCGAAAUCGCGCUCCUCCUCGACCGCACAACGCUCACCUCACACACUUCGCUCUACAUCGCGCUGCCAGUUGUACUACUUGUCGUCUUUGUCUUUUGGCCGAGCCUCGCCAGCAUUGCUCUCUGGCGCGCGGCGAGCAAUACCCAGCUCGACCUCCUCGACGCCGCCUACGUCGCCGCCGGCUGCGUCUCCACCUCGUCCUUUGGCGCUUUCCUUCACACCUUUCCGAACGCCACCCACUCGCCGCAUGAAGCCUCGCCCGCACGGGCUAGUGAGGUCGCUUCGCGCCUCGACUCGCAGCUCGAGCUUGUUCUCGCCUUUGUGCUCCUCGGUGCUGUACUCCUGCUGAUGAUCGCCUGCUCGUGUGCGGCCUCGCUCGCACACAUCCACCAAAACGGCGUCUUUGUUCGCAAGCUCCUGGUCUCGGUCAACUGGCGCGGCGUCGCUCUCCGCGCUGGCUACUCGGACAACUCGGUGGCGCUACCCAUCGACGACGACCCGACCUCGCUCGACCAUCGCCAGCAGCUCCUUGAGCUCCCGCCGCUCAUUACUCUCUCGGACGCGUGGGACGAACACCUCACUGUCCAUAGACUCCACACCUCGACCUGGCUCACAGCAGGCGCGAUCCUCUUUGCCGCUGUCGUUGUCCUCGGCGCCGCCAUUUCAUCCACUCUCCGCUUCGGUCUCUCCUGCUCCUCACUCCCAGCCGGCCUCCUGGACGACCCCGGUGCAACUCCGUGCGGCUCGUGGCCGACUGCCAUUUACAUCACAGCCACUUCACUCCUGGGCAUUGGCACCGGGAGCGUUGCCGCACCGGCAGCUCUACCACCCGGCGGCCGAGCCCUGCUUGCCCUCGCCUCGCUCUUUGCCGCCGCGUGGUGGAUCAUUGCCUUUGCCGCCGUCUCCGAGGCGGCCGUCGCUGCCGCCCGGCUCGGAUGGCUUCGAGAGCACGAGGACUACGCCUCGACCGUACUCCGCGUCCUCGCCGCCCACGCCGAGGACUCACACGACGCCAGCGAGCUCACUGGCCAGCCCUCGUCCGAGCUGUACUCGGGCGAGUCUGAGUACAACAACGAGUCGUAAAGGCUCUAGCUUGUUGUCGCAUCUCUUGCUUCAGCCUCGCCUUCGCGGAAGAACCGCAGCUUGGAGAGAAAGUCGGAC